AUGGACUGGAGUUUCCAAAUCUGCCUUUUAGUGAUUUGUGUAUUUCAGUCACUGCUGGCUUUUAACAUCGAUCCAACUCCAUGGAAGGACUUCACACUAAAUACGGACACAGCCUUUGGAUACAAAGUGAUACAGAAAAACGCAUCUAGGUUGAUUGUGAGCGACCCCUUAAUACAAAAUCAGAACCAAAGAGGCCAAGUGUACAGCUGCAACAUCAUGGACAACAGCUGCUCGCCUCUUCCAAUUAAUGUGCCUGAUGUGGCCAUCAAUAUGUCUCUUGGUCUUUCAAUGACUCAAAGUCAGUGGUCUCCAACGAUAGCAGUCUGUGGCCCAACCAUUCCCAAGGACUGUUCUCACCUGACCACCUACAAUGGCAUGUGUUUCACCAUCGACUCAAACAAUGCUCCGUCAGGACCGAUACCGGGUAAACUGCGAGAUUGUCCACCCCCACCCUACGUAGAUCUUGCUUUUUUGUUGGAUGGAUCUGGAAGCAUAUCUCCAAGUGAUUUCAUUACAAUGAAACAUUUUGUUGUGACCCUGAUCGAAGGAUUACAAGACAGGGAUUUUCGGGUAUGUGUGUAUGUCAAUGAACUAUUUGCCAGCCAGGCCAGAUCAUAUACUAACAAAGUCUUGCUGGUGAUCACUGACGGUCAGUCAUCAUGGGGCGAUGACAAUCUGGGACUCGCUGCAGAGAAUGCUCAGAGAAAUAACAUCACUUGCUAUGCUAUAGGGGUUGGCUCUGCCUUUAAUACCCCCUCAGCAGUGCAAGAGUUGAAAACGAUCGCAUCUGAUCCGGAUGAGAAAUACGUAUUUAAGGUGGACGGGUUUGCCGUGCUAAAUCAAAUUCGGAAAACUCUGGAGACUAACAUUAUCACAAUCGAGGGAACACAGACUGGAGAUUCCUCCAAGAUGGAAUUUGCACAGGAUGGUUUCAAUACAGCCUUUGCUCCAAAUGGUAGCAUAAUAAUGAGUGCAGUAGGAGCUUACCAGUGGAAAGGUGGAUACCAGUACAUGAAUGACUUUAAAAUGGGGAGCAGCAGUGACAGUUACUUUGGUUAUUCUAUGACGGUAGCAAGAACAACACUUGGUACGUAUGUUAUUCAGGGAGCUCCGAGAGCAGAACACAAGGGAAAAGUUCUAUUGUCUUCACUGCAGACGGGUAGUAACUAUUCGAUGGACUCCCCAGAGCCUCAGAUCGGUUCGUACUACGGAGCCGAAGUGUGCACGGUGGACCUAAACUCAGACGGCAAUGCUGACCUUCUACUAGUUUCAGCUCCGCUGUAUCACGAGGCCGAUCAGGAAGGAAAAGUCUUCGUCUAUACAUUUCUGCACUGGUCUCUACAAGUAGAGCACAAGCAGACACUGAGGGGAAUGCCAGGCCAGAGAGGAAGGUUUGGUUUGACGCUGGCAAGCCCUGCAGAUCUCAACGGGGAUCGUCUUGCAGAUGUAGUGGUCGGAGCACCUCUGGAGGAGAAUGGCCAGGGCAGCAUAUAUAUCUUUUCAGGAAGAGGAGAAGACAUCAGUCCUACCUACUCACAGAGAAUCAGUGGUUCGUCCGUGCGCCCCGGGCUGCUCUUCUUCGGGCUUUCUCUAGGUCAGUUUGCCCUGGACCACAGUGGAGACAACUUGACGGAACUUGCUGUCGGCUCCAAGGGCGCAGUCAUAAUUUUAAGGUCCAGACCCAUCGUGUCCUUGGUCACCCAAGUAACCUACAAGCCGUCCAAAAUCCCCAUCAAUGAUACCGACUGCACAACUCCUUUGAACAUCACGCUGAAUUUGUGCUUUAUUUUGAGUGGAAAUUACAGUGUUACAAACGACUUAGCCGCUGACAUUAACUACACGUUAAAACUCGAUGCCAAACGACAGAGCUACCGGGCUUUCUUCUCUCCUAAAGAGCGUGUUCAGUCUGCCAUGAUGAAAGUAACGCUGAUUAAGAAAUGUACAGACCAUGUGUUCUUUGUUGAGGACUGCCCCAAGGAUGCUUUAAAUCCAGUGAUCAAUGAGUUAGCUUUUACAUUUGAAGGACUCCCUAAUAGUCAGAUGAACAACCUAACACCAGUACUUCAUCCCUCUAUAAAAAACACAUCCGACUACAAUCUGGAUUUCGAAAUCAACUGUGGAUCUGAUAUGAUCUGCGUUGACAAUCUCAAAGUGGAUUUAAAUUUCAAUGUAUCUUCAGAUAUAAUAGUUGGAUUGAUGCAGGAAAUGAACGUGACUGUUAUUGUGGAGAACAGAGAGGAAAAUUCCUACAACAGUCACAUAAUCCUUGAAUACCCGUUUGGACUCUCCUUUAGGAGGUUUAGCAGUAGAAAGGGUAAACUGGAGUGUAAGUCUGUGGACAGCGAAGAAAGAGCUGUACUGGGCCAGACCACCUGUUAUAUCAAUAAACCCAUCUUUAAAAGCAAUGAUAAGGCAGUCUUUGACGUAACUUACAGCAUUAAGAAAGACAGCAACUUUGACAGGAUGUUGAUGUUCAGUGCACGUGCCUACAGUGACAAUGACCAACAUUCGAAUUCUAGUGAAAAGUCCGUAAACAAAUCCAUUAGUGUCAAAUAUGGCAUCUAUGUUGCACUAAUAAGGCAUGACAACUCCAGCGUCCACAUUAACUUCACUGCAGGCAAGAAUGACCUUCAAAAGCCAAUCCAGCAAAUUUUAAAGGUAGAGAAUGACAUCAGGGAUUUGAACUUUACUAUUUUUAUCAGAGUUCCCAUAAAACUAGGAGAUAAAGACAUCUGGGCCAAUAAAAAUAUGCAGAUUCAAGGUUGCUUUGGGGAGAAAGAUGAGAAACCCACCAACAGUGAUUUUGUGGCAGCACUGAAAAAACAACCUGAAGUGAAUUGCUCUGUGGCCGAGUGUAGAGUGUUCAGAUGUGACGCUAUUUUUAUGAGGAGGGAGACAAAAUUCUACAGCAUCUCCGGUAACGUCAGCUCUGGAUGGAUCGAACAGACGGGACUCCGAACGAUGAUUUUCGAACUCGUCAGUACUGCAACUCUGGAGUAUAACAAAACGAAAUACGUCUACAUUUCCUCUGACUCUCUGUACACUUCACCCACUAGGAAGAUUAUUACCCAGGUGGAGGUGUAUGAGGAAGAAUUCCCACUUAAGGAGACGAUUGGAGGAGCCGUAGGAGGGCUGGUGAUUUUGGCUCUCAUCACUGCUUGCCUCUAUAAGGCUGGGUUCUUCAAAAGCAACUAUAAGAAAAUGUUAGAGGAAGCUAAUGCUAAUAAAGCUGGAGGAGGGCCUGGAGCUGGAGGAGGGCCUGGAGGAAAUCCAGCCACUCAUCAGUGA
Messenger RNA from Trichomycterus rosablanca, 3288 nucleotides. RefSeq names its product integrin alpha-M-like. Gene Ontology annotation, biological process: cell-cell adhesion; cell adhesion mediated by integrin; integrin-mediated signaling pathway. The coding region runs from base 1 to 3288 and encodes 1095 amino acids. The transcript is spliced from 29 exons. Lineage: Eukaryota; Metazoa; Chordata; Actinopteri; Siluriformes; Trichomycteridae. Gene Ontology annotation, cellular component: external side of plasma membrane; integrin complex. The record is from RefSeq and is a predicted model, not a curated record. Gene Ontology annotation, molecular function: integrin binding.